Acaromyces ingoldii is the source of this 1910-nucleotide messenger RNA. RefSeq lists its product as hypothetical. The coding region runs from base 101 to 1678 and encodes 525 amino acids. Lineage: Eukaryota; Fungi; Basidiomycota; Exobasidiomycetes; Exobasidiales; Cryptobasidiaceae. The transcript has a single exon. The record is from RefSeq and is a predicted model, not a curated record.
CGCAUACAACGGGGAUCCUUCUUCAACCUUUGCUCUGUUCUCUGAUUUACCUUCCUUGCAAAGGUCGCCGGAGCUCUAUCAUCAACACAACAACGCACAGAUGGAGAGGUACGGCUACCCCUCGCCGCCGGGCAGCGGACGUGCCAACGAAGAGGAGAAGGCGAUGCCGCGGGCUUGCCCAGAUGUGUCUGCAGACCUGUACACCGUCGAGGCCGCUCAUGCCUUCGCUUCUUUGCCAGUCUCCCACCAUGAUGCUCGAGGACGCGGCCCUCUCUCGGCCUCGCUCUCCAAAGUGACGAGCCCAGAGCAGCAAGUAGGAAACGACUCCUUGACGCCGCCGGCAACGACCAACGAAAAGGAACGCGAGGAGCACCAGCACCAGCACCAGCAGCAAGAUGUCCUGGAACGCUAUCGGCAGCCUUCGGUCGAUGCUUCCCGGGCGAGCUUGGUCCGCCCAGGCGGCAUCACCGCCACCGAGCCCUCAAUUGCCCAGCGUCCAACGACGCCCGUCAAGGUCAAAGCCGCGCCAGCACGUCGAUACGACCACGGCAUUCGUCUGCAUGCUGGCCACUCGCUCCACAAGGUAGUGCCAGUCAGAGAUACGCCUGGCAAUCCCUUCCUCGAGGGUGGGCCCGCCGAUCUGGGCUACACCGGCCGCCGAGUGGGCUCUGCCCGCAGCCAUCCAGCGAUGCCCAGGGAGCGUGGGACCAUGACCUACGUCUUCCGGGGCCAGCGUGUCACGUACGCGGACGCCUUUGCGAGCGACUCGGACGACUCGGGCGGAGAGGACGAUAACGAAAGCGAGGAUGGGCCUGUGUACAGCCUCGACAAGCUUCAGCCUAGGCUCCUUUUCCCGGGAACCAAGGCUUCCGUCGCCGCCCAGGCUCCACAGCGGCCUCCGUUCCGGGGCAUCCUCAAAGAGACGGCAAGGUCAUCGUCACAGCACAGUCUUGGCCGUCUUCAGCAGGAGUGCCUUUCUUCGUCGUCGUCGGCGUCGUCGUCAUCAUCAUCAUCUUCCACGAUGAAGUCAAAAGCAAAUCUUGAGCUGCUCGACCGACUCGAUCGAGCAGGCUGGAGCGACGACGAUGACGAUGAGGAGGACAUCAACGAUGACGAGCGCGAUGAUCAAUGGCACAGUGAGAGAGUACAGCGGAUGGGCCGGUCUCGCUCUCAUCAGGGCAUCGUGGCAGCCAACGCCAGGACGCUGGCGGCGAUGCACGAGGACGAAGACUACGAUGCAAUGGACGGUGACCAGCCUGCUGGGCAGAAUGCGCCGGUGCCAAGCGUGGGAGACCGAAAACGGAAGCACGUCGAGGUCGAGGAGGUGCAAGGUCAGGAUGUCAAACGGGCAAAGACACUCGUUGCUCCCGGAUUCGCGGGCGGCCAGGAUAGUGACCACGGGCAAGGACUCAGUUGUCGGCAGCAAGCCCCAGUGCACGAGGACGACGACGAUAACCCCUUUAUCGACCAUGCCAGAGGGGCGGCGUCGAGUGAGGAAGAGGACGAAAACCGACAGGAAGGCGAGACCAACUGCUCGUUUACCACUCGACUCGCUUCGACGCAGUCCCGCUUCGCUCCCUACCAGCCCAGGCAGCCCAGGCUUGGGGCGCCCCGGGGCCACGCCCACGGCUGGGCUCACAGCAUGCACGUCCCAAGCCACCUCCGCAGGAUGCGCUGAUCAAGGACUUUUGCUUCCCUUGCACCAAAGCUCAUGUUCCCAUCCUCCUUCCUGCUUGAGUCUUCCCCUCAUUCUCGCUCUAACGCCGCACUUCAUGUCCACAUCAUCCCAUUCAUACAUCGAAUCGUCUACUACACUGAGCUGCUAUUCCGGCAUCAGCGCUAAAAGCACCGCAAUUACCAUCAAAUUUCCUCAUCAUCACUCCAAUGUUUGUGCUGUCGUCGUCACAAGA